UUUUAAAAAGUUUCAAGUUUAGUUAUUACCAUGCAGGUUUUUGAUUUAUCGUGUAUUUGUUAUUGGUAUAGUACGUGGAUGACGAAAUCGUGAAAAUUGGCACGAGGUGCACAAGCAAACCAACCUACAGACAAACUUACCGAUGCCAGUUCACGCAAUACGCCACGAAUGACGGCUGCACGCGCAAGUUUAAAACUGUUCUCGCCACAUGCACAACAUAGUACAUACAUAUAAAUAUAUACAAAUGUAUAAACAUACCUUUGUAUGCUAGUAUUGUGGCACCUGUUUGUAAAUAUCACUGUGCCGGGUACCUGCAUACACACUUUUAUACAUACAUGCAUUAUCUUAUAUACAUAUACAUACGUAAAACGUGAUUUUGACGGUUACAAUAACAAUAAAGCAGUCAUGAUAACAAAAAUAAAAUUGUCUUGUGAUAUAUCAAAAUGUGUCCAUAAGUGCAGCGUUGGCAAGUUCACGAGCAAAAUUGAUUGAGUCUCUCUGCUAACAGGUUGCAAAAAAAGUGCAGCUGUGCUGCCAGACCUGUUGCCGACGUCUGGGGGGAGGCUAUUACCUUAGGGAGCACGUGUUAAGAUUCCCAGCGCUGAUAGUGUGAUAAAGAACUUACGCAUUAUCUACAUAUAUAUUUUCCAUUUCUUUAAAGUGGCAAUGUCAAUAACGGGAAAGUAAUAAUAAUACCCGCCACUGAAUAACUAUAAACGGUUCAAACGGAAAUAAGAGAGUGUGUAAAAUUAUUAUCAGAAUAUGGGGGACCGCUACGGGAAUGGGGUGACCACUAAUUUGGUGGAGAAGCCCUUGUCCCAUUCCAAUGGGGAUGGUAAAGCCGCCAACAACCUCGUCGCUGCACCCUCCCAGGAGAAAAUCGUACUUAAACGAAAACUAACGCUCAUCAACGGAGUGGCCAUCAUAGUCGGCACCAUUAUCGGCUCUGGCAUCUUCAUAGCACCCACUGGCGUUUUCCUAUACACCGAAUCUGUCGGAAGUUCCCUAUUAAUUUGGCUUGCCUGCGGCAUUUUAUCAACAAUUGGCGCGCUUUGCUAUGCGGAGCUUGGGACUAGCAUUACCCGAUCUGGUGGCGAUUAUGCCUACCUUUUGGUAGCAUUCGGGCCUCUGGUGGGAUUUCUACGACUAUGGAUUGCUCUGCUCAUUAUCAGACCUACAACUCAGACCAUAGUUGCGCUGACAUUUGCACAAUAUGCGGCCAAACCAUUCUUUGAGGACUGCUCGCCUCCAGAAAAUGCUGUCAAGCUUUUAGCAGCUGUAUGCUUGUGUCUGCUCACGGCAAUAAACUGUUUGUCCGUGAAAUUGUCGAUGAAGGUCCAGGAUCUGUUCACAGUUGGCAAACUUCUGGCACUAAUUUUGAUAGUACUUGCUGGCCUCUAUUAUAUGCUGACUGGCAAUCUGGACAACUUUUCGAAUCCGUGGGAGGGCACUUAUAGCGGGCGAAACAUUGGCUAUGCCUUCUACUCGGGUCUAUUUGCAUUUGGCGGCUGGAAUUACUUAAAUUUUGUGACUGAAGAGCUUCAGGAUCCCUACAAGAACCUUCCGCGAGCUAUUUGGAUUGCCAUGCCACUAGUUACAGGCAUCUAUGUGCUGGUCAACUUGGCCUAUUUCGCGGUUGUUACUAAACCGGAAAUGCUCAGCUCCUUGGCCGUUGCUGUGACAUUCGGCAAUCGAAUGUUUGGCCCAUUGGCCUUCAUGGUGCCCAUUUUCGUAGCGCUCAGUACUUUCGGGGGUGUGAACGGAGUGCUCUUCACAUCGGCUCGCCUGUUUGCCACCGGUGCCCAAGAGGGCCAUUUGCCCAAAUUCUUUCAGCUUUUCCAUGUCAAGCAACAAACACCAAUUCCAUCUCUCAUAUUUUCCUGCCUGAUGUCGCUGCUUAUGCUGCUGACCGAUAAUGUCUAUCUACUGAUCAACUACUUCAGCUCGGUGCUUUGGCUGUCUGUGGUGGCGAGCAUUGCCGGCAUGUUGUGGCUGCGACACAAAAAACCAAACCUUCCACGUCCCAUUCGGGUGAAUCUAGCAUUGCCCAUCAUAUUUAUGAUCGGGUGCGUGACGCUCGUGCUGCUGCCAAAUUUUGAGGAACCAGAGAAUCUACUCAUCGGUAUUGGCAUUACCUUGGCCGGAAUUCCAUUCUAUUACGUUUGCAUCGCCUGGCAGCAGAAGCCCCGCUGUUAUGGACGUCUGUCCAAUGCCGUUGUCGACCUUUGUCGCGCCAUCUUUAACACCACAAUCAUCGAAUCGUCCGAGGCAUUAAAGGAAUAAUUGUUCGGCCAUACAUGUAAAUGUACAUAUAGAUACUCUUAACGAUAUUGUUAAAGUUGAUAUUCUGCGUUGUGUGCAUACAAAUUAUGCACUCAUAUUUAUAUAUAUGUGGCAUUUCCGUACAUAAUUGUACUUCUUAUACCAUAAAUAUUUUAGUUGUAGUUCUAGAUUUUUGCAUUGUGUAUUUAUUUGUCUUAAAAAGCAAAUUUCUUAGUAACUAAGCUCUUCGCUUUUCGCUUCCACAUACAGGAUUAAUUAAGAUACAUUUUCCAUAACUAUGACAU
Messenger RNA from Scaptodrosophila lebanonensis, 2567 nucleotides. It is a transcript of the gene JhI-21, whose product is annotated as large neutral amino acids transporter small subunit 1. The record is from RefSeq and is a predicted model, not a curated record. Gene Ontology annotation, biological process: amino acid transmembrane transport. Gene Ontology annotation, cellular component: membrane. The transcript is spliced from 8 exons. Gene Ontology annotation, molecular function: L-amino acid transmembrane transporter activity. Bases 763 to 2283 code for a protein of 506 amino acids. NCBI's taxonomy places the organism in Eukaryota, Metazoa, Arthropoda, Insecta, Diptera, Drosophilidae.